Messenger RNA from Mauremys reevesii (Reeves's turtle), 2274 nucleotides. RefSeq names its product methyl-CpG binding domain 4, DNA glycosylase (gene MBD4). Lineage: Eukaryota; Metazoa; Chordata; Testudines; Geoemydidae. Gene Ontology annotation, cellular component: nucleus. Gene Ontology annotation, biological process: base-excision repair. The transcript has 8 exons. The record is from RefSeq and is a predicted model, not a curated record. The coding region runs from base 310 to 2052 and encodes 580 amino acids. Gene Ontology annotation, molecular function: pyrimidine-specific mismatch base pair DNA N-glycosylase activity; DNA binding.
GAUUGGUCCUUCUCCGUUACGUGGGGUCCUGCAGCAUGGGGCGGGAAUGCCACACGGUGGUGACGUCACUGGGCAUGGUGCGGUCUGUCGGUCGCACUGGGCGCUGUUUAGUUCCUUGCCAGCUUGGCUCUUGGGAUGUUGUGUGCUGGCCGCAAAGCCUCUACCCAGCGAGUGGCACUGACAGCUGGAACUAGAACUGCUCCGCUGUGUGUCGUACGCUCUAGGGUGCUGCACUCUGGGAGAUUCUCAUUUAGCUUGAAUGGCGGGACCUGGAACAGGAGGUUCUGAGUUAUAUCCCUGCUACCACUGAUGAGCACUGGGCUGGAGUUCAGCUGGCUGAGGGCCCUGGGCGAGGACUGGAACAGUGACAAAAGUGACAUGCAAAUUGGAAAGAAAACAAAAGAAGAGGGGAAAGAAUUAGUGACGGAGACAAGAGAAUAUUUUGGUCUACAGAUUGAAGGUACUGAGACCAUAGCAGAAAACACACUCCAGUGCAAAGAAGAUGCAGCUGCUGUGUCAGAAGUGGUUUCUAGAUGUCUCAAAAACAUUCCAGAAGGAUGGGAGAAGAUCACAAAGCAACGACAAUCAGGCAAAACUGCAGGGAAAUAUGAUGUUUAUUUCAUCAGUCCUCAAGGAGCAAAGUUAAGAUCCAGACGUGCACUUGUGGCGUAUUUUAGUAAAAAUGGAGAGACUGUUCUUAAACCAGAAGAUUUUGACUUUACUGCUCCUGUUCAGAACAAAACUCGAUCAAGAGCCAAAGGAUUUGGUGCAGAAGCUGUGGGACCAAGAUUACAGAAUAAAGAAUGUAACAGUAAAGUGCUGGAUCUUAGUGUGCAAAGUAAUAAAGAAGAACUUAAAGUUUUGGAAUUGCAGACCAGUAAUGAACAGCUAGAAAACAUUUCCAUCCAUCUGCAGGGCAGGGAGGACUUGGUCAUUAAAGACAUUAAGCCAAAGGACUGUUGCAUAAAGCCCAAAGAAAAAAGAGCAGUUGGAAGAAGGGCUCAAGUUAAGAAAGCUAGAAAGGGCUCAGAAAAGAGGAAUCCAGAUCACAGCCAAAAUAAAAGGCAGAGAAAAGCAUCAUGUAAUAAUCAAGAGGCUGAGGGCAGCCAAAUCAAAAAAUUCCGGCAAAAGAAAGAUGUUUGUGUUUCUGAUAGAGGCAGAAUAGACAAUCAGAACCCCACAGAUAUUGGAAAAGCAAACCCACUUUCAAAGGAUGACAUGAUGACUUCAGGAUCACAAUCUGAGAUGCUUCUUGAACCAGUAACUGCUCUCUCAGAAACAGAGUCAAGAACCAUGGGACAGUUAGGAUAUGCAGAGAAGAGUUCUGAUGAUGCAGCUGCUACGAAAUCUGACAAGAACAUUGCAGAAAGAGAAGGAUCGAGUGUGUUUGUGAAUGAGAAGGAUAGGGUGCAUUCGGGUAACCAGGAUUUCAAACCUGGCACUGAAACAGACAUUAGCAUUUCACAGCCUUGUGACAAGAAAAGCUUUACAUCAGUGAAAAUUCUGCAAGAAGACUAUGUCCCAAGAACACAAGUAGAGAGAAGGAAAACCAGUCCAUAUUUUUCUAGUAAAUACAGUAAAGAAGCUCCAAGCCCACCAAGAAGGAAGGCCUUCAGGAAAUGGACUCCUCCUCGGUCUCCAUUUAAUUUGGUCCAAGAAACGCUCUUCCAUGAUCCGUGGAAGCUCCUCAUCGCAACCAUAUUUCUCAAUAAGACCUCAGGUAAGAUGGCAAUACCUGUGCUCUGGGAGUUUCUGGAGAAAUAUCCUUCCCCUGAGGUAGCAAGAACUGCAGACUGGAAAGAAAUGUCAGAGUUGCUUAAACCUCUUGGCCUCUAUGAACUCAGAGCGAAGACCAUUAUCAAAUUUUCAGAUGAGUAUCUGACCAAGCAAUGGAGGUAUCCUAUUGAGCUGCAUGGGAUUGGAAAGUAUGGCAAUGAUUCAUACAGAAUCUUCUGUGUCAAUGAAUGGAAGGAGGUACAUCCACAAGAUCACAAGUUAAAUACAUACCAAGCAUGGCUCUGGGAAAACCAUGAAAAAAUGAGUCUUAAUUGAAAAAUGCAGAUGUUUUUAUAUAGCUUCACUUUUUGGUACUUACCACCUCGUUCUUGUCUAUAUGUACACAUGAAAUGGAAACAUCCUAUAUUCUCUUUACACAUUUGUAGUUCUGAUCAUUGAGUGCUUAAUUCCAAUACUUGAUCGUGUUUAACAUGUUUUCGAACCCACAUAAUCAUUGUAAUUAAAAGCUGAUAAACACUGAUAUUUUAAAAUAAAUUU